AGCGGGUUUUCCAAUUUUAAUCAGUUUGACUGCACAAAGUGCACGCGUCUCAUCCAAAAUGGGGUUUUCUCUACCUUUCGCGGUAACGUUUUUGAGUUUGAUAGCCGAAUCUAGCUUGAUUUAUCUUAAUCAUGAGAGGUUUCGUCCUCAAGACCCUCACUGGAGAUUUGGUAGGCCCGUUCAGAGCUUUCCACCCAAUGCAGACUUCCAGGAUGAUUCAGAUAACUUUUUGUACACACAGCAUCAAAUCGCACAAUUGCAUAGUCUAGAGCCUCAAGCCAAGGAGUACGACGGCAAUUCAGCCAAAAGAGGAUACUUGGCAAACAAAUUUUUCGUUUCUGAUGAUCAAUUGCCCUGGACAGAAGCUCGAUCGGCGUGUCUUUCCAAGGGCAUGAUACUGACCGCUCCUCGGAACAUGUUGCAAAUGCAUAAAUUGCGCGACUAUUUGCGAAUUAAUGACCUGAUCCCCACUGAUAGUUUUUCAGGAUUUUGGGUGGGAGAUCAAAGUGCAAGUGACCCAAACGAAUUCAUCAGUACAUUUAAUGGCGAAGUGAUUAACGAUGAACUGUGGGUGGUGAGAAAAAUCAACCUUCCGCUAGGUCAAAAAUGCGCCGAAUUCCAAAAGCUGAAAUAUAUAACGCGCACUUUGGAUCUGAUUUGUUUUAAUAGAAGAAGAUACAUUUGUGAGCAAACCGAAAACGAAGAAGCUCUGAAGAACAAAAGUGGCUCCCAACUAGCAUCUAAUAGUACGCAGGAAGCUCAUCAUGAAAUCAACAAAAUUUCUGCUGAAGUUAACGGAACUCAAAGCUUCAACGUUACUUCAUCUAGUGUUAACAUGAGAACAAAUACAAGUAUUAAUAUAACUUCAACCACAACUGAACAACCAACCACUUCCACAGACUAUGCCGACUAUGCAGAAGCGAUGUACCAGAAUGGGUGGCAAGAGCCGAUACACUACUUUGACGAUCCUUUUGCUGAUCACGAUUACUAUUAGAAUAGUAAUCCUCAUACAUACCUCAAACAAUAUAAAAUUUUUCUUU
Molecule: messenger RNA, 1040 nt
Organism: Dendroctonus ponderosae (mountain pine beetle)
Lineage: Eukaryota; Metazoa; Arthropoda; Insecta; Coleoptera; Curculionidae
Exons: 5
Coding region: 59-994 (311 amino acids)
Source: RefSeq, a predicted model, not a curated record